Molecule: messenger RNA, 3656 nt
Organism: Doryrhamphus excisus (bluestripe pipefish)
Lineage: Eukaryota; Metazoa; Chordata; Actinopteri; Syngnathiformes; Syngnathidae
Gene: agbl2
Product: AGBL carboxypeptidase 2
Biological process (GO): proteolysis
Molecular function (GO): zinc ion binding; metallocarboxypeptidase activity
Source: RefSeq, a predicted model, not a curated record
UUCCAUGGUAGCCGCUAGCAUGGUUGACGCUAGCAUGCUAGCCGCUAGCUACAGCGAAUAAGCGCCAGUCUCGUGGUGUUUGUUGGGACCAUCGGUUGCUUAGCAACAUCUUUUCAUCAAGACUGAAUUAGUGAAGCUGUGCAGUAGUUUCCAAUUACGCCAAUUACGUGCAAAGCGUCGUCAUUGAAAUCCAGAGUUGAGCAACGUCAGUCCAAGAGGCCCGGUGAUUGGCAGGCGACCAGUCCACGGUGGACCACGCCUGUCGUCCAUAGUCAGCUGGGAGUCGCAGGAACAGAACACGGACAAUUGCGGCUACAUUGUGCAGAACCGGACCGCAGGAAGAAAAUGACUUGAGGACCGGAAUGCCGCUUCAUGCAUCAGAGCAUAUCAUAGCAACCCCUGGAUACGAGGCAGCACAGCGAUGACAUCGGGGCAGACUGCUUCAAGGCUUAGCAGGAAGUCCAUCAGCCAUGGCCGGUCCCAUCAUCAGGAAUUGGUGGAAUACCUACCAGUUGGGAAAAUCUGACAGCAAAGACUCCAACAGAGAGGAGGACGAGGACGUGACGGUGAAAAGGCAGUUGUCCAUAAGCCAGGCCCUGCGAACCAGGCAGCUACGCAUCAACUUCGACGAAGGACGCCCGGUGUUGAGUCUUAGAGCGCCGCUGGAUCUGGUCCAGUUCCCGUCCGUCUCCUGCCCCCGCUGGCCCGUAGAGUGCGAGGUCAUCAGCAAUGCGGUCCAUCACAUCGAGUGGGAACCUCCUCAUCCCGAACCUUUCUACUACCCCAAGGGCCACGAGAGGAUCCCCUUUCUUUCGGGGGAGGAGGGCCGACAGGUGGUCUACUCUAUAGACAAUGGCAACAAGUGUUCCUACUUCACGUGUUCUCGUGCCGGAGGGUCCAGGGUGUCGGAGAGAAGAGCCUCUUUCAGUGACGCCAGUCAAAAACAACGCUCUCUUGAGUUCGAGUCCCGAUUUGAGAGCGGGAACCUUCAGAAGGCUGUGCAAAUCGGCCCCUUCAACUACGAGCUCAGCCUGCGCACCGACCUGUACACCAGCAAGCACACGCAGUGGUUUUACUUCCGAGUGAGGAACAUGAAGCCCGGGGUCACCUACCGCUUCACCAUCGUCAACUUCACCAAGCGCCGCAGCCUUUAUUCCCAGGGUAUGAGGCCGCUGCUGUACUCCCAGAGAUCUGCCGACGAGAGCUCUGUGGGCUGGCAACGCGCCGGCUCCAAUAUCGCGUACUACCGCAGCCAGAACAGGAAGGCCAACAACGAGUCUGAGAGCCUGUACUCCCUGACGUGGACCCUCCAGUUCCCGUACGAAGCCGACACCUGCUACGUGGCGCACUGCUACCCCUACACCUACUCCCACCUCCAGUGCUACCUGAGGCACAUCUCCUCCAAGCCCACCGUGGCCUCCUACUGCAAAGUACGGGUGCUGUGCCACAGCCUUGCUGGGAACGUGGUCUACGUGCUGACCGUCACCUCACGGACCGGCGGCAAGGUGAAGGACAACGGCAACAAGAAGGCCGUCGUGGUGACGGCCCGAGUCCACCCUGGAGAAACCAACAGCUCCUGGAUGAUGGAGGGGUUCCUCGACUUUCUACUCGGGGACUCGGAUGAUGCUCAGCUUCUGCGGGACACUUUUGUUUUUAAGGUGGUGCCGAUGCUCAACCCAGACGGGGUGGUGGUGGGCAACUACCGCUGCUCUCUGGCCGGCAGGGACCUCAACAGGAACUACAAGUCCGUGCUCAGGGAUUCCUUCCCGUGCAUAUGGCAUACCCGCAACAUGGUGGAAAAACUGAUGAACGAGACAGACGUCGUUCUCUACUGCGACUUCCACGGCCACAACCGUAAAAACAACGUGUUCAUGUACGGCUGCAACAACCAGGAGGACGCCUCGUCCCGCCUCCACGAGAGGGUCUUCCCGCUGAUGAUGAGCAAGAACGCCAGCGACAAGUUCUGCUUCAAGAGCUGUAAAUUCCAGGUUCAGAAGAGCAAAGAGGGAACGGGUCGAAUCGCCAUGUGGAGACUCGGCAUCAAGAACAGCUACACCAUGGAGGCCACCUUUGGUGGCUCCACGCUCGGAGACCGUAAGGGGACCCACUUCACCACUCAAGACCUGAAGUCUCUGGGCUUCUACGUUUGCGACACCUUGCUGGACUACUGUGAUCCAGAUCCCAGUAAGAUGACCUACUGCCUGACUGAACUCACAGCUCUGCUGAGAAAGGAAGCCAAGGAACGUCUGGGCAAAGAAUCAGACACCGACUUCUCCGUCUCCGAUUUGGAAUCUGGCACCAGCGGUUCUGAUAGUUCUGAUUCUGAUGGACUUCCAGCUCACUUGCUCCAGCAGGCACCCAGCGACCACGAGGAGCACCCCCCCGUGAAGAACAAAAAGAAAGUGAGUCACAAAAGAAGGAACAGGCUGAGGUCCACCAUCCACCAACCAACGGUUCCGCCUGAGAGCAGCCCCCAGCAUGCAGAGCCUGAUCUUCAGCGUGAGGAGGAUGCAGGCAAACGGAGCAGCAAGGAAAGCCUGCUGGGAAGACACCGGAGGAAAUGGCAGGUCAAUACUCCAGUCAGGAAGAUUGUCAUCCCCGCAGCGCAUGCUAACCAUGGAGACGUCCGUCAUGUGACCCUGUGGCAAGGCUGUGAGCCCGUCAAGGAUGAUCGUGGCGAAGACUCCGGCCCGGCAGCAAACAUGCGGAGGGCGCGCCCAAACAUCAACACCAUUGUCACUCUUUCGCCCCGCAGAGGCCAGCAAAGAAACACAGCCCAGUGGAGGUACUCAUCCCAGCUGCUGCACCUCAGCGCCGUGCUUCCUCGCCCCCCCAAAUUCAUGCAUCCCAUCCAGCAUCAGCAUCAGCAUCAGCAGCGCCAGCAGCAGCCGUGCUUAUCUAGGCGGUCACCCUUCCACGCCGACAGGCGCCUGCUGUCCAACAUCACCAUCGAACACUUGCCCGGCUGCCCCGGGUGCAAAGGGGCGCACUCCUACCUGGGGCCCAACCGCUACUACGUGCACGAAGACUUCCCCAGCGGGCAUGCCGACGUAGCCAGCAAGAAAUGGCGGGAAAAGAGGAAGGAAGGAGGCGUGGCAGAAGUGGGAUUGCUGAAACAUAAUCCAUUUCAAGAGCGGAACCGUGGAGACGUCAUCUUGGAACUGUCCCGGAGAAAAUCUGCCCCCCACUCCAACGUCUUAGUUCCCGUGCUGAGGUGCACGGACCUGCGAGGAACCAGUCUGUGCGACACGACCCGAGAAGACAAAGGAACAAAAAGUGUUUUACCCCCCGUGACAAAGUCCCCCUCGUCCACAGAGUGGCAUGAUUCAUGAGCUUUCAGGCGGAGGAUCGCCGACUUCUUCGCCCGACAAGGGAAUGUCUAAGAAGGUAUCCUUUCAGAGUACACGGCAGCCGGAAGAAUAUCCCAACUGUACUUUGUUUUCCUGGGAUAAUGGACCUCCAUCUUGUAUGGGGUAUGCUGGAGCCUAUCCCAGCUGUGUUUGGGCGAAUUAAUGGAGAUGGACAUGAUGGACAUGAUCACCUUGCAGUGUCAAUACAUAUUGAUUCAAUUAUUUGUACAAAACGUACAAAAACAAUCAUACAAUCUCAUAUGGAAUAUGCUGAAUACAAAAUAAAUAUUUUUCUGUUUUCAUGAA